Molecule: messenger RNA, 1821 nt
Organism: Monomorium pharaonis (pharaoh ant)
Lineage: Eukaryota; Metazoa; Arthropoda; Insecta; Hymenoptera; Formicidae
Product: Krueppel-like factor luna
Exons: 4
Coding region: 93-1073 (326 amino acids)
Biological process (GO): regulation of transcription by RNA polymerase II
Molecular function (GO): DNA-binding transcription factor activity, RNA polymerase II-specific; RNA polymerase II cis-regulatory region sequence-specific DNA binding
Source: RefSeq, a predicted model, not a curated record
AGUAUUCUUGUACGGAAGUGUGAAGAGUCAAUCACUAUUAAAGCGAUAUAUAUCAUCUGAUCGUAAUCGGUUUCCUUCUCUUCCCCUCUUUUAUGGCUAUUAAAUUUAAGCCGCAGUACCGCCCAUUGCCACCAUUUCAGCAUGAGUGGCUCGGCGGGAUACUUAAGUUGCUUCAGUCUUCUAACAAGCCCUCUUGUCUUCUCUUUCAGACAUGCUACGAGAUGGAGAGGUACCUGAAGGACGAGCCGAAGCUACAAUCGUACAAAAAACUUCCCACGGAACUGGACACAGCGCCCUGGAACCUCUUCAGGGCACCAUCGAUCUCGUGGACGACGUCCACUGGAACGAGUACACAAUUCGACGCCCCAAUCAAAAUGGAGGUAACGACGUCGUCAGACGAAAGGGAUCCUCUCUGUCUGGACGAUAUUAAAUUCAGCCCUGGCGAUCAUAAUGAAAAUGGCCGCGAUAGGGAUCUUCUCGAUCGUCACCUUGACUCCUUAUCGAUGUCCUCGGCGAGUUCGGCGUGUUCAGCACUGUCCUGGGACAGCUCACCCUCCCUCUCUUGUACGGCGCUCAUUCUUAAAAAAGAACCGAGCGAAGACCUUGAGGAGGAUGAGGAGCACGAGGAGAUCGAGGAGGAGGAGGACAGCGGAUGCGAAAGCGAAGGUCAGAUCCUGACGCCGCCGUCGAGUCCCGGGUCGGGUCAAGGUCAUUCCAACUCCAGUCACUCGUCGAGUGGGAGUUCGAUGCUCGACGUGCACAACCUCAACCUUCACGGCACGGGCGGGAGGAGUGCUAUCGUCAGGGUUACCGCUGGGAACGCGCAGGGUGUUGCAAGACUGAUCUCCGUCACGGCGAACGGCUUCCCCGCGGUGGCCGGCACGCAACACGCGCACACGGGCGCAACCGCGGCCACGACCACCGUGACUAACAGGCACCACGCGAGGAGCAACGAGCACAGUCCGCCCGACACGAAACGCAGGAUACACAAAUGCCAAUUCCCCGGAUGCAAGAAGGUUUACACCAAGAGCUCGCAUCUCAAGGCCCAUCAAAGGACGCACACGGGUGAGUGAAUCGAUGCAGCUCUGUGUCUAUACCUAUAGUGGCUGAUCCGAGGCUGCAGAUGUGUAUAUCGGGGCUGUCGAUAAAUCAGUCGGUUCAAAUCGCCACUGGCGCGAGAUAAUCCGAUAGACCGCCGCGACACGCCGCGUGUGAAUCCAAAUAGUCCAUAAGAGCGACGCGAUGAAGCUAAACUCGUGAUUACGACGAGUUACGCGCGCAAUGAAUACGUGCGCGUUCAUACGCGCGGAUAUACGCAUCGGGCGUGAGUUAUAACAGAUUUUUCAAACCGCUGCCGGGCUCUACCGCUACGGGAAAACAACGGGAGUAUAAUUAAUUACGGGAACCGAAUUAAGGGUGCUUCGUUAUUCGUGUCGACGCGCUCGCGAGAUGGCAUCUCGCUGACGAAACAAAGCGGACAAAUGUAGCGCUCAUUCGCGCGCACUCUGACGCAUUUAUCUCCGAUCGAGUCAGAACAUUCGCGCACGAUUCUCUAAUUGAUUAUUGUCAUUGGAAGCAUUUUUCUAGAUGCUCUUUUCAUAGAAGGGAUAUAUUCUUCUCUAAAAAAUCAAUAUGUGUGUAAAUUAAACCGGUUUAACGCGUUUUGAUUAAAUCUAUUAAUUUUGUUGGGUUGUUGCUCUGUUAGUUUUUAUAUUUCUCUUUGACUUUUCAUAAGGCUUAAUAUAUCUAAAGUAUUAUUAAAAGUUCUUUUAUUCUUUAAUGUUUAAACAAAGACACGUUACCUAUCGCAAUUACGAAAAA